AUGGCACGCUCACGCAGCGAGUCGUUUUCGGACGACGACCUGCUGAUCGUGAGUUCGCAAGCUGUCAACUCGAUACCUUCUUCCCCACCGCGGCAGAACGCAGGACUGGACAAUGUUAUCGACAUCACCAGCAGUCCGGCAGUAGCCCUCACGCCUGGAGCCAGAACUGCGGGCGACAGCGGCAGAAGCAUCAAUGCCGGGACAGCGCGGCCUGUGUUUGGUAGGCCGACGCAGAUGACGCCAACGGCGGCGGCACGGCAAAGGGACAGCGUCCUCUUCAACAACAACAAGAACCGACCUGAGCACCACCGUCCCCAGAGAAUCACGGGUCCGUUGGCGCCCAAGCACGCAGACCGCAAGGCUGCUCCGAAGCCACUGUUCUCGUCUCUACCCAACGGCAACACAAGCUCUUACCCGGUAAGCUCCUUCUACGACAAGCAGCAGCCGAAGACGACGGCGGCGGCACAUGCGGACGUGGAUUUUUACGUAGACCCAAACAAGGCAAGCGAGGACCUGAAAGCGCUUCUGGAGGGCGGCAUGGAGGAUGACGAAGAAGAAGAGGAGGAGGGUGGAGGCGGAGGCGAGGAGGGAAAGUCAAAGGAAAGCAAGGCGAAGAAGGUGGUGGAGGGACUGGAAGAUGGGACGAUUGCCGGGAUCAAGGUGAAGCUGUUGCCGCAUCAGGUCGAAGGCGUGCAGUGGAUGAAGGGCCGCGAGCUGGGGCCAGUCAAGAGGGGUCGAGUGCCAAAGGGCGGCAUUCUGGCCGACGACAUGGGAUUGGGCAAGACGCUACAGGCGAUCUCGCUCAUCAUGACGAACUCGCGGCCAGAGCGCGACGGGCCUGGGUGGAAGAAGAGCUACGAGCGGGUGGAGAAGAGCACGCUGGUGGUGGCUCCUCUGGCACUGAUCCGGCAGUGGGAGGCGGAGAUCAAGGACAAGGUGUCAGGCGGACGGCGGUUGAAGGUAUGUGUGCACCACGGGCCACAGAGAACGACACGGGCGAGCGAUCUGGCCGAGUUCGACGUGGUGAUCACGACGUACCAGAUCCUGGUGUCGGAGCACGGGCACUCGAGCGAGGCGCUGAAGAGCGGCUGCUUCGGCGUCAACUGGUACCGGGUGAUCCUGGACGAGGCGCACUCGAUCAAGAACCGAAAUGCCAAGGCAACCAAGGCGUGCUGUGCGCUCUCGGCAGAGUUCCGCUGGUGUCUGACGGGGACGCCGAUGCAGAACAACUUGGACGAGCUGCAGAGCCUGGUCAACUUUCUGCGCAUUACGCCGUACGACAACCUGGCGGAGUGGCGAGCCCACAUCGACCAUCCGCUGAAGAACGGACGGGGCUACCUCGCCAUCCGACGGCUGCACAGCCUGCUGCGCUGCUUCAUGAAGCGACGGACGAAGGAGAUCCUGAAGGAGGAGGGCGCGCUGGUGCCGGGCGGAAAGAAGGCGCUGGACGCGGCGGCGGCCUCGAGCGAGACGCCGACGUCUGGCUUCAAGAUCACAGAGCGCAACGUGGUGGAGGUCUCGACGGAAUUCUCGGUGGCCGAACGGCGGUUCUACGACCAGCUGGAGGAACGAGCGGACAAGAGCCUGGAGAAGAUGAUGAAGGGGUCGGCGAUGAGCUAUGCGAACGCGCUGGUGCUGCUGCUGCGGCUGCGGCAGGCCUGCAACCAUCCGGACCUGCUGAAGCAGCAGCUGUCGCGAGACAAGGACGCGCUGUCUACGGAGCCGGCACCAAAGGCGUCUUCGGCCGGGGGAGACAUGGACGAUCUGGCCGACGCGCUGGGCGGUCUCGGCAUCCAAGCGAAGCGAUGUGAGGUCUGCAUGGCGGAACUGUCGCGGGCAGAGCAGACGGCCUGUGUUCCGGGCGACGAGCUGGUGUGUUCAGGUUGUCUGGCUGACCGGAGCGACCGAAAGGACAGGUCAAAGAAAGACAAGGCAAAGAAUGGGGACGACGAGGCGCUGGUGAGAGCAGUGCGGAAGCCAAGAAAUCGACGCGCUAUUAUCGACAGCGACGACGAGGACGAAGAGGAAGAUGGCAGCUGGUUGGUGGGCGAAGAGCAGAGGGGCUCAUUGCGUCUGGGCAAAGCAGGCGGCUCCGAGGACGAGGAUGCCGAGGGGGGAGGCGACUGGAUCGAGAGCGACGAUUCCAUCCACCACUCGGAGGACGAGGACGACGGCAGUCGGCUGAGCAGCUUUAUUGUGGACGACGAGAGCGGGAGUUCAGACGAGAGCGAGACAGAGAUUGGAAGUGACAGUGAAAACGAGCACAAGUUUAUCGUCUUCUCGCAGUUCACCUCGAUGUUGGAUCUGUUGGGACCCUUUCUGGAGCGAGCGGGACUAGGUCACGUGCAAUAUGAUGGCCGCAUGCGCAACGACGCGCGCGAGGCCAGCCUGCGAUCGUUGCGCGAAGACGCGGCCACGCGCGUGCUGCUCUGCAGCCUCAAGUGCGGUGCGCUUGGGCUGAACCUGACGGCGGCCACGCGGGUCGUCAUCCUCGAGCCGUUCUGGAACCCAUUUGUGGAGGAGCAGGCCAUCGACCGGGUCCACCGCCUGACCCAGACCGUCGACGUCACCGUCUACAAGCUCACCAUUGCCGACACGGUCGAGCAGCGGAUCCUCGAGCUGCAGGCCAAGAAGCGUCUGCUGGCGGCACACGCGCUCGAGGAAUCGGCCGGCGGCAGCCGUGGCGGUCGUGGCGGCAAGGGCGUCAACAAGAAGGAAGCCCUCAAGCUCGGCCUCAAGGAGCUCAUGGAUCUGUUCCGCCACGACGCCCGUGGCCAGCCGGGCGACCCCGACGAUGUGCCCGGCAUGGCCGGCCCGCUCGAACCCGUCGUCGACGGCGGACUGCUGCGACGCCGAGACCCCGGCAGCAAGCCGGCCGGAAAGACGGCUGCCGUCGACAAGCUGCCGCAAAACUCGGCCUACAGCCGGCGAUGGUGA
Molecule: messenger RNA, 2937 nt
Organism: Grosmannia clavigera kw1407
Lineage: Eukaryota; Fungi; Ascomycota; Sordariomycetes; Ophiostomatales; Ophiostomataceae
Product: snf2 family helicase
Exons: 3
Coding region: 1-2937 (978 amino acids)
Cellular component (GO): cytoplasm
Molecular function (GO): ATP-dependent chromatin remodeler activity; ATP binding
Source: RefSeq, a predicted model, not a curated record